AUGGCAAUGUUAGAAAAUCUAUCCACAGAAACAGUUCUAGAAAUACUCCAGCAUGUGGAGUCGGCCCGCGAUCUUGCUGCGCUCUCGAUGCAAAAUCGACGCUUUCGUGCUAUUAUUGAUAUGCCAACCCGUCGCCGGUUUCACUGCAUCCGCGUGCGCGACAAAAAUCUGGACGAAUGUUAUAAGUUGCUCCUAGAGAUCCUGCAAAAACCUUCCCUUGGCUCCCUGGUUCGCGAGGUGGAGGUGAAUAGGGUGGGUCGUUGGACUUUCACAAACGGCGACCCGUGUGAAAGAGGUAGCCAAGUCGAAGGAGGUGAUGUCUCGCUCCUUAGGAAGAAAAUUAGAAUGGCAGGAUUCAGCUGCCAAAGGGAGGAGAAUAUCAUGAUCGGGAUCUUAAAGGAGAGAAUGUCAGGAUGGAAAUUAAGUGAAUCAACACAUCUCUUCCCUACAGAUUUCGGGGCCAUCGUAGGCAUGCUGCUACUCGCCUCGUGUCCAAGCAUCGCGAAGCUGGAACUGGGCGACAUUGCAUUCCCAAUAGAGGGAUUUCUGACUCGCGCGAAUGCGAAGAAAACGACAGCUAAAGCUCUCCGGAAUCUGCGCGAGGUUAGGCUAAUAGGCUUAAACAACACCAUGGACGAUGAUGAUGCAUUUUACCACGAUUACGAUUUGACCAAGAUGUUGAAGUUUUUCCACAGAUUACCGGCGAUAGAGAAGAUAAGUGUCGAAACAAUCAAGAUCGGGGCGAAUGGACUGUUUAAACUCAGCCCUGGAAGGUCCAAUCUCCGCAAGAUCCACAUCUGCCAUUCGAACUUGAAUUCGCGAUACCUUGCAAGAGUCAUUGGACAUUGCAAGGAGCUUGAAGAGUUUAAGUACACGAUCGGGCAGCGGUGCACCCUCUACCCGGCCUCUAUAAAACCCAAAACACUUGGGAAAGCGCUGUGGAGCCAUAGGAGCACUCUGCAAGUUCUUGACCUGGAUCUGGACAAUCAUAUCAGCUAUGGCUACGGGCCUUGCGACGAGUUUGAAAAUGAACGUUACGAUUUUUCUGAUGCUCUCUUGACCCCCCAACCAUCUGAUGAUGAGCUCAAUAAGAAUCUCGACCUUGAUUGUAUUGCCCAGAACACCUUUCGAAUUCCAGGACAGGAUAAAUACGGUAAAACCAUAGGGACCUUUGAAGGGUUUACCGUACUCACUCGGCUCAGCAUUGGCGUAAAGUUGUUAUUAGGUCCGGUAGAAUAUAACCGACGGUCAUCAUAUAGGAAAACGCCAUUGCCAUUUCGGCUUAUCGAUAGUCUGCCGCGGAAGAUAGAAUAUCUCCGGCUUCGCGGUUACAGGGCGAAAGAGAAUGAGAUGUACACCAGCUAUGUGGAAGAGCUCAUGAAUUGUCAAGAAGAAUGUUUUCCAUUGUUGAAGGAAAUCCAUGGUGUCGAGAGGUACAUACUAGGUGUGAAAACACCAGAAAGCUUGGAAUUCUACGACACAUCGUAUCAGCCAAGGGACUCCUGA
Messenger RNA from Paracoccidioides brasiliensis Pb18, 1506 nucleotides. RefSeq lists its product as uncharacterized. The coding region runs from base 1 to 1506 and encodes 501 amino acids. The record is from RefSeq and is a predicted model, not a curated record. The transcript is spliced from 2 exons.